AUGCAGCGAGCCAGCCAGUUGGCCGUGCGGGCAUCUUCACUUUGGCGGCAGGGCCCUCGCAACGUAUCCGUCUCUUCGGCUCUUCGCAGCGACCAACUGUUCGUCCAUCGUGACGACGAGCGCAACAACGCCAAGGUCAAGUUCGAGUUUACGCCCGAGAACGCCAAGCGCGCCGAGGCGAUCACCAGCAUCUACCCGGAAGGCCACAAGAACGCCGCGGUCAUCCCCCUUCUGGACCUGGCUCAGCGACAGCACGGCUGGCUCCCGCUGACAGCUAUGCACUACGUGGCCGACUACCUGGGCAUGCCGCGCAUGCGGGUCUACGAGGUGGCCACCUUCUACACCAUGUUCAUGCGGCAGCCCGUGGGCCGCUACCACGUCCAGGUGUGCACCACGACUCCCUGCAUGCUUCGCGGCGCCGAGGAUAUUCAAGCGUGCGUCGAGCGCAAACUGGGCAUCCGGCCGGGUGAGACGACCUCUGACGGCCUGUUCACCCUAAGCGUGGUCGAGUGCCUGGGCGCCUGCGUCAACGCGCCUAUGAUUCAGGUCAACGACGACUACUACGAAGACCUGGAGGCCAAGGACGUCGACGAGCUGCUGGACGCCUUCAAGCGCGGCGAGAGGCCCAAGCCCGGACCGCGGAGCGGCCGCUUCUCUUGCGAGCCGGCCAAGGGCCUGACGUCGCUCACAGAGCCGCCGAAGGGGCCCGGCUUCAAGGUGCGACCCGACCUGUAGUUGGACCGCGAGUUAUUCUUUAUAUUAAAAAUCUGUUAAGAUGGCGACCCCCCUUUCCCGAAAAAAAAAAAAAAAACUUGAUCCCCCUUGGCCUCCGUGUGGUCACUGCUUGUCCGAGCUGCCACUCCGCCGUCGUUUCCUGUACGAGCGCUGGUUGCGGAAGCCGCAUCGGGGCCGCUUGAACUCUGGUCUGCUGGCGUGCUCACUGGUUGUGGGGCUGCGCACGAUGAAAGGAAGAAAUAA
Molecule: messenger RNA, 978 nt
Organism: Rhipicephalus sanguineus (brown dog tick)
Lineage: Eukaryota; Metazoa; Arthropoda; Arachnida; Ixodida; Ixodidae
Gene: ND-24
Product: NADH dehydrogenase [ubiquinone] flavoprotein 2, mitochondrial
Exons: 1
Coding region: 1-735 (244 amino acids)
Biological process (GO): mitochondrial electron transport, NADH to ubiquinone
Molecular function (GO): NADH dehydrogenase activity
Source: RefSeq, a predicted model, not a curated record